Molecule: messenger RNA, 753 nt
Organism: Metarhizium brunneum ARSEF 3297
Lineage: Eukaryota; Fungi; Ascomycota; Sordariomycetes; Hypocreales; Clavicipitaceae
Source: RefSeq, a predicted model, not a curated record
AUGCCUAACCACAAUGCUGUUCCUGGCAUCCUCGCCCCCGGCGAGAUUGACGGCAAAAAGGUCAACCUCGCUCCUUACUUUAACGGCGGUCUUGCCUCAACCAAUACUGGUGGAAAAAUGGGCGAGUCUGUCAACUUUCUAGACGGCGGUGGCGCAGCACCCCUGAAAGAGAACAAGCCCGCCAAUGACAAGACAAGCCAUCAGUACUUCCUCCUCACGCAUCUAUACGAGUUCUUUGGAAGCCUCACAGGAUGCAGCAUGCAAGGAAUGGCCGGAUUUGACGCGUACAACGGGCAGGCCUCGAUGGCAGAGGUCCACAAGUUCAUGGGCCUGGGAAAGCCAGAGAUGGAUUACUUUGUGACGCAGGUUGGCCUUGCAGCGGCCUCCUUUGGCGUCGCCAAGGACGACAUCUCCGCCAUUGCCGACUCGCUCAACUCUGUUUUCAACGUUGCCUGCGGGCCGCCCACCACUGUUGUGAAGGCGCAGGGUCCCCAGUUGCAGUCUAUCUGUAUUGACCAGUCGACUUGUCCCAAGGCUGCGAAGGAUCCCAUGUGCGACAUGUACGCUGCUGCUGUUAAGCCGGGCAACGCGACGGGCACCAUGAUGCCUUCUGGUAGUAUGAGCGCGACGGGCACCGCGUCCGGGACGAAUAUGCCGAGUGGAACUGGUUCGGCAGUCCCGACUGCUGCUGCGGCUGUGAAUGGAUAUAGCGUUGUGGCUGUUGUUGCUGGGCUGGCUGCUUUUUUUGUGUAG